Messenger RNA from Sorghum bicolor (sorghum), 4307 nucleotides. RefSeq lists its product as uncharacterized. The record is from RefSeq and is a predicted model, not a curated record. Gene Ontology annotation, biological process: proteolysis. Gene Ontology annotation, molecular function: cysteine-type peptidase activity. Bases 1424 to 2701 code for a protein of 425 amino acids. The transcript is spliced from 21 exons. NCBI's taxonomy places the organism in Eukaryota, Viridiplantae, Streptophyta, Magnoliopsida, Poales, Poaceae.
UUCAAGUGAAGAAGAAGCCUGAUCCUAGACCUAAAGUUGGUUUUUCAAGGUUCUCUGUUUCAACUUUUUCUAGUGUGACAAAAUCUCUCUCAACUAAACAUCAAGAUGUGAUUCAGAAGUAUGGGUUUGGAUCUUUGCUUAUGUUUGAUGAGUGUUCUGUUCCUAGAAAUUUUGUUCAUUGGGUUGCUCGUCUUGUCAAUUUCAACUCUGGAGAUAUAGUUGUUAAUGGCAAAGUGAUAUCUCUUACCAAGGAGGCUGUUCAUUUAGUUCUUGAUCUUCCUUUUGGUGGUGAGCCUUUUCCUACUGAUUAUGCCUCUGGCAAAGCAUGUUUACUGUCAAGGUUUGGGAAGGACAGCGUACCACCUAUUAGCUACUUCUCUGAGGCCCUUAUUUCUAAGAAAGAAUUGUCAGAUGAUAAUAUGUUUGUUUGUUUCAUUGUUGUUGCAUUGAGUACCUUUCUUUGCCCCAAUUCUUCUGUUGUUCCAAGUCAAAGGUUCUUUGGCAUUUUUGAAGACCUUGAAAAGAUUCGAUCUUAUGAUUGGUGUGGUUUUAUAUUGUCAUGGUUGGUUGAGUACAUCAAGUUAUUCAAUCAGUUGAAGGGUUGCAAAUCUACUCACCAAGCCACUCUUGGUGGUUGUCUAUAUUUCCUUGUUGUAAGUUUUCUUUCUUUUUUUCUUUUUUCUGUUUUUUUUAUUUCUAAUGAAACUUUUCAUUUGUAUUUAAAUAUUUUCUCCUUAUUUAUGUUCUAUAUCUUGAUCAUGUUGAUUUUGGUUCCAAUCAAGUUCCUUCUACUAUUCCUCGAAUUUUAGUUUGGAAGAAAGACAUGAUUACUCGUUAUGCAAGUCUUGAUUUGAAAGAAGAAGGUUGCUAUGGUUAUCAUCCUAUUAUGGAUUAUUCAAGGACUUGCUAUGCUAAGGAUAUGAGAUUACUUCCUCAGAUUUGUGACCAGCAUAUUGAUCCUGAAUUUGUUAGUCAGCUUGAUCGUUAUGCUCGUUGUAAACUUCCUGCUGAAUUGAAGGAUGGUAUUUGCAACCUAAUUGAGAAGCAUUGUUUGAACUGUGGUGUUUCUGUUAAUUUUGAUGUGAAUUCAAUGAAUGCUUUAUCUGAUGUUAUGAGAUUGACCUUUAUCAAGCUCUGGAAGCAUGUGUAUUCUGUUACCAAGAUGUCUCAGCAUUUAGUUUUGGAGGUUAUUAAACUUUUGUCUGAGGGUAUUGAAAAGGAUGAAAAUUUUGGUUAUGAUGAUGGAGGUCUUCAAUCAUCUCCUGUAAUUCCUGAAGCUGAUCCUACGCCUUCUGGUCGUCAUGAUAAAGCUAAGUUUGAUCUGGAUAUUCAAGAAGUUCAUCCUUCAUAGUUCAAACUUCAUCGAUCUGCCACUCAUGAUGAAGGUCUUCAAUCAUCUCCUGUUAUUCCUAAAGUUGGUCAUAUGCCUUCUGUUCGUCAUGGUAAAGCUAAGUUUGAUACGGAUAUUGAAGAAGUUCAUCCUUCACAGUUCAAACUUCAUCAAUCUACCACUGAUGUUUCUCCAUAUAAUUGUGCUAAAGUUAUUGAUGAUCUUGGUGGCACUAAUUCAAAAGUUCUAUCAAAUUCUAAGAAUCCUCUUGUCGACGUAUCUAAUUUGAAAUCUGUGAAGAAAAGCUCUUUGAAGAAAUUAGUGUCUAUUGGACAUGAUAGUUCUCCAGUUACUGAAGUUGUUGAUCUUGAGAACAAAUAUGUUCCUGAAUCUAUCUCUCCAGCUUCUGUUCCUGGAUUUUCAAGAUAUUUUCCUCGGAAGAGUGGAAGUUUGUUGAAGAAAGCUGGCUUGGCAUUUUCUAGUGCUGCUUUGGUAAUGCAGACUUUAGAUUUUACUCAGAUAUCUCCUUCUCCUCAUGAGGUUGUUCGUAGUUCAAGUGUUCGUCGUUCUGGUGGUAAUGUUCGUUCUUCAUCAAGAUCUAGAGAGCAGUUGUCUCCUGAUGUUAAGGUUGUUGGUUCCAAAAAUUUUGUUCAAAAUGUUGGUGAAAUGACCAAGAAGUCCAAUGCUCUAUACAAUAGUAAAUUGGAUUUGCAUGGUUCUAGCAGGAGUUCUCCUGUUGUUCAGCCUCCCGUCCCGUCUGAUGGUACUUUGCCUAGUUAUGCUCGGUUAAGUCAUUCUUAUGUGCCCAAGUCUCAAGAUUUAUCUUUAGGUGGAAAGGUUCCUUUGCAUGGUCCCAGGCGUUUUGUUAACCCUGGUCCUUUGUUCCGUGGUGAUUAUGAAACUGAUAAGUGCAAGUUCUACAAAGUUAAUAAAUCUGAAGUUGAUAACUACAAGAUUCUCUGUGUGUUGGCUUCUUCAGAGUUUCAUAAUGAAGAUGCGGUUUCUUUGUCUGGUGUUCGUUGCACCUUCUGGUCCCUUGGAGAGUCAUUAAAGCCUGGUGGAUUUGUGAAUACCUUUGUUGUUUCAUGCUUCUGUUAUAGCUUGUUCUCAAAACCUAAUGGUCAUCCAUAUUUCUCUAAAAGGCACUACUUUUUCUCCAAUAUUGGUGAUAAUCUAUUACUUGAUUUUGAUCAAGCUGACCAGGAUCUAUUGAUGAGAUCGUUUCGGAGGUCUGCUAAGGCUAGGCCUUUGCCUCAGUCUAAUAUGUUGUUUUUUCCUAUAUUGCACCAGAAGCAUUGGUUUGUCUUUGUAGUUGAUAUCAAGGAUCGCCACUUUGUUUUUCUUGAUUCAUACUAUGAUCGGAAUUCCUAGUAUCAUCAAGACAUUGAGCACAGGCUUAUAAACUCUUUUCCGUAUCAUUGGGACAAAUUUGUCCAAGUUGACAUGGAUUUUAACUUUUUGGUAUUGAGUAUCCUAAAGUUCCUGAGCAACCUCUAGAUAAUACGUCUGAUUCUGGCAUAUAUGCUAUGAUGUUUCUUGAGUAUUGGAAUUCUCCUAGGGUCCUUUUAUGCAACAUGUUCAGUCAUCAAGAUAUUCCAUCAAUCAGAGUUAAGAUUGCAAAUGAGCUUUUUUCAUCACAAGAACACCGGCAUGAAGUAUCGUGUUUAUGACUACAAACUUGAUAUGUACAAUGUCUUCACUAUGUUGUUCUUCAUCAUUUGUGGAAUCAUCUUGUUCUUCAAGAGCUUCUUCAUCCAUCCUGUUGAAUUCUUCAUCAAGGCGUUUCAUCUGAUUGCGUUAUUAUCAUUUUUAUUCCUUCUUGCUCCAUCUGUCAAUGAAAUACUUUUCAGGUAUCUCAUCUAUCUCUUCUUCUACUAUAACUUUUAGUAUGUGACAACAUAAAAUUGCAUCCUUGCAGAAUUUUGCACAGAUGCAACUAAAUUCCUCCUUUCCUUUGUUAAGAUCUGUUAGGACUAUAUAUUUCCUAUUUGUUUGUAGCUGAUGCACUCUGUUCGACUUGUGCCAUACCUCAAAGCAUUUUCCAUCUUCUAUCUCUUUGUAUUUUAGUCUUUCUGUCAUUUUUAGCUGGAACUAAAAUUUUAGAAAUAUGUUCCUAUUGUAUCGCUCAGCUGCUUGUAACUCAAUCUUGUAUCCAGUCUGUAGUUCUUUAGGUCUCUUCUGUUUGCUCACAUUAUCUUCAGUUUUUUCCAUUAUUCCAAUUCUAUCUAUGAUUCUUUGGUACUCUUUCAUGGUGAUUAUGUUGUAUGUUGGUCCCACGUUGUCCUUCAACCGAGCAUUGGUUUGUUCACUUCUUCCUAUGCUUUGAAGAAAUGGAUAGAAGUAGUCUUUGAAGUAUACUGGUCUUCAAAUUCUUCUUCUGUUACUGAGUUGUUGACUAUGUCUUCAAAUCUCUCUGUUCGUGUUGUAUGAGUAACUAUCACUUCAAAUCCAGCUAUGAAGCCAUAAAAGCUGAAGAAAUGAUGUGCAUCUUCUCUGGUUUCAAUACCAUACCAAUUUGGGGUGUGUACUUGAUAUUAGUAUCUGCAUUGUUUCCAUCUGCAGCUGCUUCCUGUUCUUUCCUGAUGAACUCUUCAACUUCUUCUUCUGUAGAUGUUCCACAUAUUGCAGAUGUAUUGUUGCCAGCACUCAUUGAUGUGGAAUCAACCUCAUAAUUUAGUUUCUCUAAGCCACUGUUGGUCCCAGUCUUGCUGCAUAAGUUCAAUUAAUCAGAUCUGUGCGACUUGGAAGUCUCCUUCGGCAGGUGCGUCCUUUUUCCCCUUUGCUUAUUUCAGAUCCAAUCGGUGUUGAGAUCUUUUCUAUCGUAGUGUUGUCCUUUUUGCAGACACCCCCUUCUAUUUUUCUUUUCUUGUGUUAUAAGUUGGUCUUAGUUGGGCUGUUAUCUUGGGCUUUUUUUUCCUAUUUUUUUAUUUCUUCUUUUAUAUGGGCUUUUUAUUUGGGCCUACAAACGGGCUUUUUA